This is a messenger RNA of Batrachochytrium dendrobatidis JAM81, 2208 nucleotides long. RefSeq lists its product as uncharacterized. The record is from RefSeq and is a predicted model, not a curated record. The coding region runs from base 1 to 2208 and encodes 735 amino acids. Gene Ontology annotation, molecular function: guanyl-nucleotide exchange factor activity. The transcript has 6 exons. Gene Ontology annotation, biological process: regulation of ARF protein signal transduction. Lineage: Eukaryota; Fungi; Chytridiomycota; Chytridiomycetes; Rhizophydiales.
AUGAGUGGAGUUUACAAUGGUUGGUCCAUCGACGAUGCUCUAAGACACUAUUUAAGAACGCUAUCACUUCCUGACGAUACACGGAUUCUCAAAACACAUCUUGAAGAUUUUUGUGAUUUGUACCGACAACAAAAUAUGGAUUUGGAUAUUAACCAAGACGAUUUACAGUCUCUAUGCCAACUUUUGAUCAGCCAAGAACUAGCUAAAUCUCAUGUCGCUAUAAAAAAAGAUAUUCCAAUGACCAAAUCUGAAUUCAUUGCAGCUCUACAAAAUGUCAUGCCGGGUGCUCCUGCGCUUCUUGCUUCAAUUUUAUUUGAAAACUUGAGCGGGAAAAUAUACAUGGGCAACCACGAAAUAGGCAGAAAUGGAAAACAAUCAAAUCUUGUUUUUCAUAGUUUGAAUCAGCCUGUUUUUUCUGUAGGAGCAAACGAUCAUCAUCGGAAAAUUGAGUUUUCUAAAAACAGUCGUCAGUAUGGUUGCUCAACCAACUGGUUUCUUAAAUUGAUGCGACAUGACGAUAUUAAAUUAUACAAGGACAUUAAGAAAAUUGGAGCCAUCACAUACAUAUAUCCAACAAAUACGGAUAAAGAUGAAAGCAGCCCUCGACUCAGUAACUCGUCAACAAAAACAAUAACCCCACGAUCGUCAGAAGUUAUCAAUACACUUUCAAUAGUGCCAUCACCGAGCAUAUCAGUAGCGUUGGCUAUGGCACCCGAUACAAAUUGCUCAACUCCACCCUCUUCACUUCCAUCAGGAUAUUAUCCUCCAUCAGCCUUGUCGAUUGCAAUUGCAACAGCUGUACUUACACCCGUGUCAGCAAAACGUACCUUGUCGGGUACUUUUCCAACUGAUUUAACACCAUCACCCGAUUUGAUUACAUCGAUAAGCAACAUUCAAUCUACACCCAUUUAUUCCAAGCAACCCGCUACCAAUUCAAAGUGCAAAUACACUGGUAGUCGUGAACGUGUGCGAUCCCUCACAACCAGUCCAGACGAUUUUGUAUCCCCUUGCAUUGUCAAACAAGCUGUGCUUGAUCAACGAUGCAAUAGUUUGAUCAAGUUGAAAUACGAGUGCUUGGGUGGAAAGGUCGAAGCGGAAAGUAUUCUGCUUACACCUAGAUCAUCCAAAAAAAUGCUUUUAUCAAAAUGGCUCAAGGUUUGGAUGGUAGCAGAUGGAGCGAGCAUUAGAAUGUUUCGCGACUGGAGAUGGUUUGUCAAAAACAAGGAAGUGGUGAAACGUCUAGAUAUUCCUGCUCGGUUGGUAUCAUUCAAGAAUGAGCCGAAAAGCGAGGUAAUCAAUCUCGAUGGAGCCAUUGCUGUUCACGAUCCAUCAUUUACUUAUGAGUGCUACCAUACGUUUAAAAUCCAUUUGUUGCAAUCAGGGCAAACGCUCAGCUGUCGUCUUAAGCCAUACGAACAAGCCAGGCAAUGGGUUCAAACAAUCAAUAUGGCUUCGGCGUACAGAUCUAUAAAUAUUUCUCCUCCAAUUGAUUUAAUCAUGGCGUAUGGUCUUGGUUCAUGGACGGUUGAGCCCGUUGUAAGAAUGAAAAGCUUGUAUUUUAGUCAAAACUCUGUGGCAGUUGCUGGAGAUAGAAAAAAGAAUGUUGGUGAAGCAAAUCCAGCAAAUCCAGCAAAUCCAGCAAAUCGGCAAUUUAUCAUCACUUCUACAGCCAAUCAACUUAAAUCCAAAAAAGAAACAGCAUUGCAAACCGAGCAAUCGCUACGGACAUCUAUCGAGCUCUUGAGUCGAGUACGUACACAUACCAUUACGUCAACAACCAAGCUCAGUGUAUUUCUGAUGACUCAAGUGGAGUACUUUCGCAUGCUUCAUCUCUUUAAUCAGUAUAUAUCCAGCCAGAUUGAGAUUUUUUUAAACGAGUCGCAUCUACUUGCAACCACGCCAUCAAGACUUCAGCCCAAAUUGUCAGAAAAAGGAGCUGGAUUUUCACCAACAUUUGAGUUGCCAAAAACAGUGGUUCCUGGCGCAUCAUAUGUAGCUCCGACGUAUUCAUCUAAACCAGGUGGAAAUGUAGCGGGUUUGAGCAAACUUGGUGGAUCUACAAGUAUACAUCUACACAAGACAGAUAUACGGCCUAUGAAUCGGUUAUCAGACGUCAAGGAAAUGAGCGGAAUUGAUCUUAUUGGCGCUAAGGAUAUUCUUGGAAGUACAGAUAUACAUGAAACGUAUACACAAGCGGCUGAAUUUUAA